This is a messenger RNA of Oenanthe melanoleuca, 1002 nucleotides long. RefSeq names its product NADH:ubiquinone oxidoreductase complex assembly factor 2 (gene NDUFAF2). Gene Ontology annotation, cellular component: membrane. Lineage: Eukaryota; Metazoa; Chordata; Aves; Passeriformes; Muscicapidae. Gene Ontology annotation, biological process: mitochondrial respiratory chain complex I assembly. The record is from RefSeq and is a predicted model, not a curated record. The coding region runs from base 327 to 746 and encodes 139 amino acids. The transcript has 5 exons.
CGGCUGCAGGCGGGCCCGGGGGGAGCCGUGCCCCCGCUUGGCCCCUCUCCCGCCCCGCUGUCCGCUGCCGGCAGGGCGGCUGGACGGCGGCUGAUAACAAAUUACAGUAACGCGAAGGACAGUGCCGCUCAUCGGGAAACACGCGCGGGUUUCUGGUGCUCUAAUGCCAGAAAAACCGUAGAGCCACUCACUGGAGGGUUUCAGAGUUCAGCCUGUACUAGGGCAGAUUAUACCAGAAAGAAGAUUUGUAGAAGCAGUAAAUCGUGAAGCAUAUCAGUAUCAAAUUGGUGACUUUCCACCAGAAUGGGAAGGACCACUGAGAAGAGAUGACAGGGACUGCUUUUAAGAAAAAUAGUUUGAGAAAGACAUUUAAAAGUACAUAUCUUCAGGAAGUGGCAUCUGAUAUACAAGAACCAAAAAGUAUUACCUUGCUUCAUAUCUUUACAGCAUGGAUAAGAAAAAAGAGAGAAGAUCCACCCACCAUUGAGGAGAUUCUUAGGAAUGAAAAUUACAGAGAAGAAAUGAAACAGAAAGUCAAGGAUGUAUCUGAAAAGGAUAAGCUGCUUCAGGCCAAAGAAUAUGAGCAAGGACUUAUUGCUGAACCAAGUCAUACUCAGGUUAAAGGCCACGCAUCUGCCCCUUACUAUGGAAAGAAGGAGCCCUCACAGGACCCCACGAGCACUGCAAAUACCUUCCAGCCAGGUGCCUGGAUGCCACCAGGCAGUGGUAGUAAUCAAAAUAAAUAAGCAAUUUAAUGGACAGGUACUGUUAAUGGAUAAAUAUUUUAACAGACAACAUACACAGCUGUUAUAUGCAGGAGUGCAAUAAAGUAUUAUUAAAGCAGUUUCAGUUACUUUUGCAGAACUUUUCAAAUGGGCUUAAUCAUGACUAAGUAAAUUGUUUGGGUUUAGUGAAGAACAGGGUGUGUAACUAAGUUUGGUUUUGACAGUUGCUGUCCAUCAGUUACUCUUGAAUUCAUAAUUAAAAGACUAUCUAAAUUUU